Penicillium salamii is the source of this 702-nucleotide messenger RNA. The record is from the annotation of a GenBank genome assembly. NCBI's taxonomy places the organism in Eukaryota, Fungi, Ascomycota, Eurotiomycetes, Eurotiales, Aspergillaceae.
AUGUUGACUGACCGAAUAUGUGUCAAAUAUGGAAGGCUCGUUCAUCUGUCUGAGGCAUCAGCCAUGCAGUUCGUUGCGGAACAUACAUCCAUCCCGGUGCCUAAAGUUAAAUGUGCAUUUACUCAUUCUGGGCGGACAUAUAUAGUGAUGGAGAGAAUCAAGGGAGAUAUGAUUGGUUAUAUCUGGGGACAUCAAAGUGAGGAGUCAAAAGCGAAACUUCUUUCGCAAUUGACAGAGAAGAUUCGUCAACUUCGUGAUAUUCAGCCCCCGGAGGGUUGUAAGAUUGCUUCUGUUGAUGGCGGAUCGUUUUAUGACUGCCGCCUUCCGGGUUCCGUCAACCGAUUUGGCCCCUUUGAUACUAUCCAAGACUUUCAUCAGCAUUUACGCGAGGACAUGGAUUUCGAUUCAAGGCUCCCCCCUGAAGUUCAGGACCUUAUCAAACUUCAAAACAAAUCUUGGCCUUUGGUGUUUACCCACGGGGAUCUUAGCAGCCUCAAUGUUCUUGCGCGUGGAGAUGACAUUCUUGGCAUUGUUGACUGGGAAACCGCUGGAUGGUAUCCAUCAUAUUGGGAAUACACUACUGCGUACCAGGUCAACCCGCAAAACUCGUUUUGGGUCAAUGAGAUUGAUAGGUUCUUAGAUCCAUUACCCGAAGAGCUGGCGAUGGAACAGAUUCGUCAGAAAUACUACGGAGCAUUUUGA